Pichia kudriavzevii is the source of this 2193-nucleotide messenger RNA. RefSeq lists its product as uncharacterized. Gene Ontology annotation, molecular function: ubiquitin-ubiquitin ligase activity. Gene Ontology annotation, cellular component: ubiquitin ligase complex. NCBI's taxonomy places the organism in Eukaryota, Fungi, Ascomycota, Pichiomycetes, Pichiales, Pichiaceae. The record is from RefSeq and is a predicted model, not a curated record. Gene Ontology annotation, biological process: protein monoubiquitination; protein polyubiquitination. The transcript has a single exon. The coding region runs from base 1 to 2193 and encodes 730 amino acids.
AUGACCAUCAACGACAACGCAGAUUAUCCUCUCUAUGCUAAUAAAUCAACACAGGCAGACGUAAAAUUGAUGCCAGAUACAGAUUCUACCGAUGACGUGAGUUCAGUAUUGGAGGAAAUAUUACCCUCUUUCCACAUGCACAAUGAUGUCUUUUAUAAGACAAUUCUAGAUAAUAGCAACGAAAACGAGGAAGAUGAUGAUGCCAACUUGCCUGAAUAUACAUCAGAUGUAGAAACGAUGAUCGAAGGUAACGAUUCUAAUGAUCGAGAGAUAGGUGAUCCAAUAAACAACCCUAGUUUGAUCUUAUUGAAUAAUGUCGACAAGUUACCUAGAGUUAAUGUUAAUGUUAGCAUUAAGGUUGUUUUAACCAAGAAACAACCCCGAAUAGGGGAACUUCCCGAGAAGGAAAGUCCUUUAGUUGAAUAUGGUCCGGGUGAUAAAGUUACUGGGUAUGUUCUUGUCAAGUCUAACAAUAAAGAACCGGUGCGAUUUGAAUCAUUUCACGUGUCACUUGAAGGUGUUGUUAAAGUCCCAAAAAUACAGGCCGAUUCCACAAAAAAGAUUUUAAGUUAUCCGUUUUUGAUAAUGCAUGACUUGAACGCAUCUUAUCAUGAAGGUCAUAUACCAAUGACUGCAUAUGGCGAAGAUAGAGUUUUGCAAGCUGAUCCAACCGAUAAUUCAUUAAUUGGAUUUAAAAAUCGGACAAUUGUGCCAAAUCUAACGCAUAAGAAAUUCUUCACAUUUAGAUUGCCCUAUAAUUUGCUAGAUACGACAUGCCCUGAUAACAUCAGUGAGCAUUUGAAUUUGUUACCAAGUUAUGGAUUAGACGAAGAAAUAAGCAGGCUAAUCGAAGUCAAUAGAAAUGUCGAUCCGGCAUUGAAAUAUAGGAGAUUUGAAAAUUUACCAGAUAGCCCAAUUUUAGUCAAUGAUCUAGCACCCAAUGGCCAAUCAAUUUCUUAUUUUAUCAAAGUUCAGAUUGUCGGACGCACUAGUAUAGUCAAAAAAGUCAAAGCACAAAUUCCAAAAGACGUGAGUAGUCGAUAUUCAAUUUUCAAUGUUAAAAAAUGUUAUCUAAGAGUUAAGGCAAUUAGGGAAGGCCUUACUAAUAAUCUUAUCAAUGCAAUGAGCGAUGGAGCUAUAAUAAACAGCUAUAGAACAUGUGAGCAGAUAGCAUAUUUUGAGGAAUAUGUGAUCAAAUCACUUCAGCGGCUGAAAACGAGAGCACAGUUAAUAACUGCCGGUAUAAAAGAUAAAGUGAAACAAGACGAGUAUAUUGCUUCAUUGGAAUCCGAUGAAACAAAGAAAGCCAAACAUCUAAACAAAACCACCAAUCUCAACCAAAACAUCAUAAGGUGUAAUAAUCAUUAUUACCUAAAUCAUGAUAAAGUUGAAAUUUCCAAGGAUAUUUUUGGGAGAUCAGGUGGAAGUAUUUAUAUAAAGGCUUCCAUGCCAAGCGACAGCCAUAUAAAUUCCAUCAAGUCACAUUUGCUUCAUGGUAAAUCUGAAAACCGCCCCAUUAUGAACCGAAACUACAGUUUACCCUUGAGUCAUACAACUUCCAAUUCCACAUUAGCAUUGUCUAGUGUCAGGUCAUCACCAAAUUUCAAUGAAUUGGCUGAUCAAGAUGUGCAAUUUAUUGAGCUGGACUUACAGUAUCGGGGCAAGCUUGGUAGGUUUGAACUACCUUCAUCGAUAAAUAUAAACUCGGUUAUCAAGGCUGUGAAUGUUUCCUCAGUCAAUUGUAUACCAUUCAACAUCGAUGGUGAGUUUUUGAUGGAUGACCAACUACAUGCACAUGUAUUACCUAGCUUACGAGCCAACUUUAAGACAUAUGGGGAUGAGGUAGAUAUGCUGCGUGACCGGAAAGUUUUAGUUGGUAAAGAACUACGGAAUUCAAUUGAAGCAAUCAAAAAUUUGACAAUUGUGGAAACACCGGUUUCUAAAGUGGAAUUUUCACCCGAAGUUGUUGAUUUGACAAAGGAAUGGCGGUAUGAGGAGGAAACAAAGUGUUACAAGGCUUCAAUCCGAGUUCCCUUGGAACUAAACAGUAAACUAUUACGUCGAAGCUCAGUUCAUUUACUACCUACCUUUGAAAGUUGUUUGGUGAGUCAGUUUUAUUUAGUUUACUUCACCUUGAGUAUAAAGAAGUCCAAGAAGUACAUAACAUUCAAGUUCCCUAUCAAAGUUGUGUAA